AUGACAAGCCUCAAGUCGGUGAAAGGUGGCUUACGCAGCUCCUUCCACAACAUGGUGCGGCGGCUCCUGCGCAAACCGACGCCAGCUGGUGACGGGUCUGGUGGUUCCUCGCCAGCUGGCAGCCAACAGCUUGACGGCCCCUUCCAAACCCAUCUCGGCACUCCUACAAACGCCGCUUCGUCUGAAAAGGACCUCCUCUCACCACCUUCACUUAACCACCUCACCAAUCCUGCUCCUACUAGUAGCAACCACAACGACGACUGGUCUCAGUCUCUGAACGGCGACUUUUCAGAUAUUGUGAAGUCUCAUGCUCACGACGACGAGGCUGCCAUCCUGAGAAACGCGAUAUCUACUGCACACGAUACCCAAGAAAACGACUAUUUAACAGCAACCACACACGAUUCUACCAUGGCUCCCGCUCGGCCUUUGACAGAGCAUACGCGCUCUACCCAAAGGGCGCCCUCAAAUUCCUCGCAAAUCCCACUCAGAGAGGAAAACAAAGAAAACGUACCCCCCGAGAAGCUCGCGGAUUCGCUGACCACCCUCAAGAUUGUCGACUCGCCUCAAAAGGGCGACGCAGUCAAGACGGUAGAGGCCUCGGCGGAACAGGAGCCCGCCCAAGAAAUUGAGGAGCAGCCGGAAAUCGACUAUAGCUUUCUCAACGACCCCGUUAUUGCCGCUGAACGCGCCCAGCAUCUGCGAUUUAUCGGCGAGGCUCUGGAUAUGGCCCGCCUCGCCCUUAAAAUCAACGAAACCCCUGUCGGCUGCGUCUUGGUGCACGAUGGCAAGGUCAUUGCCAGAGGGAUGAACGCCACCAAUGUCACCCGCAACGGAACUCGCCACGCAGAGUACAUGGCCCUCGCCGCCUUGUUUUCCUACCCGAACAAGGAAGGCCCUCGUACCGUCCGCCUCAAGCCCAAGCAGCUUACGGAUAAGGAGGAGUUAGAUAAAGCGGCUCGUCUUGCGGCGAGCGAGGAGGAAAAGGCAGCUCGGCAGGCGGCUGGCGAGGCAGAUAGCCCGUCGGAGACGGAAAUGCUCGACGCCAUCUCAGAAACGCUGUCCACUGAUGUGGCGCCCCACGAAGGCAACGAAGACGGCAAAAAGGGACACCUUUAUCCCUAUGGACAAAAGAUGCUCGACGUCGAGCGCGUCGACCGGUCCAUCGUCUCUGAGAGCGUGCUCUACGUCACUGUAGAGCCCUGCAUUAUGUGUGCCUCGCUUUUGCGUCAGUUGAAGAUCAGGAAGGUCUACUUUGGCGCUGUCAAUGACAAGUUUGGAGGCACCGGCGGCGUAUUCAGCUUGCACGCCAACUCGCUGCCUGUUAGGGAGGACGGCCAGACGGCGAGCGCGCACCCCAUUGCGAAACCCAUCCAACUUCCUGAUGGCACUGGGGGGAGCUUGGGUGUGUCAUUUCCCCCCGGCGGCGGUGAUGGAGGAAACGUCGAUCCGGGAUACGAGAUUGAAGGUGGAUGGGGCCGUGACGAUGCCGUUGCCUUGCUGCGGCGGUUCUAUGUACAGGAAAAUGGACGAGCCCCUGUACCCCGGAAAAAAGAGGGCCGAGCAGCGCGUCUGGCUGCCAUUAUGGGACAGGACGGCGUUGAUGGCGACGCCGAUGAUGAGACAGUCACCCCUAGUGAGGGUGCCGACACGAAUGGCGCGGGCGAGGACGUCCGCAAACCAAGUAGCGAAUCAAGCUUUGAUGAGGCGCAACUGGACGGCGACGGGGACGAUCUUUACGAGGCUUGA
Molecule: messenger RNA, 1746 nt
Organism: Cordyceps fumosorosea ARSEF 2679
Lineage: Eukaryota; Fungi; Ascomycota; Sordariomycetes; Hypocreales; Cordycipitaceae
Product: Cytidine deaminase-like protein
Exons: 3
Coding region: 1-1746 (581 amino acids)
Biological process (GO): tRNA wobble adenosine to inosine editing
Cellular component (GO): cytoplasm; nucleus
Molecular function (GO): tRNA-specific adenosine-34 deaminase activity
Source: RefSeq, a predicted model, not a curated record